Molecule: messenger RNA, 1083 nt
Organism: Condylura cristata (star-nosed mole)
Lineage: Eukaryota; Metazoa; Chordata; Mammalia; Eulipotyphla; Talpidae
Gene: SULT2B1
Product: sulfotransferase family, cytosolic, 2B, member 1
Exons: 6
Coding region: 1-1083 (360 amino acids)
Biological process (GO): sulfation
Cellular component (GO): cytoplasm
Molecular function (GO): sulfotransferase activity
Source: RefSeq, a predicted model, not a curated record
AUGACCACAGAAGAUGCUCAACAGCUGCCCCCACAUUCACAAGGGGUCCUGGUUCUAGCCUCCUCCCUGUUCUCAUGGCGUUUCCCUCCCUCUUACAGACAGAAGUUGUCAGGGGAGUACUUCAACUACAAGGGCAUCCCCUUCCCUUCCGGCCUCUACACCCCCGAGAGCAUCAGCUUUGCAGAGAACACUGCCAGUGUCCAGGAUGACGACAUUUUCAUCAUUACCUACCCCAAGUCAGGCACCAACUGGAUGAUUGAGAUCCUCUGCUUAAUCCUAAAGAAUGGGGAUCCCUCUUGGGUCCGCUCUGUGCCCAUCUGGGAGCGGGCACCCUGGUGUGAGACGGUGGAGAGCGCCUUCAGAAUCCUGGACCCCGCUGGUCCCCGCCUCAUGAGUUCCCACCUCCCCAUCCAGCUCUUCACCAAGUCUUUCUUCAAAUCCAAGGCUAAGGUGAUCUACGUGAGCCGGAACCCCCGGGAUGUGGUGGUCUCACUCUAUCAUUAUUCCAAGAUUGCUGGGCAUUUGAAGAAUCCUGGUACACCUGACCAGUUCCUGCAGAACUUCCUCAAAGGCGAAGUGCAGUUUGGCUCCUGGUUCGACCACAUAAAGGGCUGGAUUCGGAUGCAGGGCAAAGAGAACUUCCUGUUCAUCACUUACGAGGAGCUGAAGCAGGAUCUCCACAGCUCCUUGCAGCGCAUCUGCCAGUUCCUGGACCGGCCGCUGGAUGAGGAGGCCCUGGGCUCUGUCAUGGCCCACUCAGCCUUCGGGGCCAUGAAGGCCAACACGAUGUCCAACUACACGCUGCUGCCCCCGAGCCUGCUGGACCAACGCCAGGGAACCUUCCUCCGGAAAGGGGUCUGUGGUGACUGGAAGAACCACUUCACAGUGGCGCAGAGCGAAGCCUUCGACCGAGUCUACCGUGAGCAGAUGCAGGGGCUGCCGACCUUCCCCUGGGACGUGGCCUCUGAGGACACCAGCCCGGAGCCCGACACCAGCCCGGAGCCCGACACCAGCCCGGAACCCGACCCCAGCCCCGGCCCCGGCCCCGGCCCCGGCGGGGCCUCAGAUCCCCCCCACCCGUGA